Messenger RNA from Melampsora larici-populina 98AG31, 378 nucleotides. RefSeq lists its product as uncharacterized. The transcript has 6 exons. Gene Ontology annotation, biological process: proteasome-mediated ubiquitin-dependent protein catabolic process. The record is from RefSeq and is a predicted model, not a curated record. Gene Ontology annotation, cellular component: proteasome regulatory particle; proteasome regulatory particle, lid subcomplex; cytosol. Lineage: Eukaryota; Fungi; Basidiomycota; Pucciniomycetes; Pucciniales; Melampsoraceae. Bases 1 to 378 code for a protein of 125 amino acids.
AUGCCGCACCGAUAUUGUUAUCUAAAGGGCAUUCGACGCAAUCAGCAAGGUCACGAGUUAACGGAAGGUUCUCAUUCUAAAGUUUGGUCUGCUAGAUCUAAAAUUCCUAUGGAAGAAUACAAAUAUUUUGUAGAUUUAUUAGUAGAUACCAUCAGGAAUGAGAUCGCAUCUUGUGAAGAAAAAGCUUAUGCUUCUUUACCAUUAAGUGAUGCAGUUGGAGAAGUAAUUGAGUUUGCUCAAAAACGUAAUUGGCAAAUCGAUCCGAUUUCAAAAAGUAUCAUUUUUCCUGAACUGGGUGGGAUUCGACAUGAAUUAGCUAAAGAAAAAGUCAUUGAAGCUACUUUGGGUUAUGCAAAAGAAUUAGAAACGAUUGUUUAG